GUUUUUCCCCAGACGUAUGUACUAGCGUAAUGAAAUUCGCCGAAAUGUAUUUACUCGAGAGGUUGCACAGAGGUCAACGAACUCGUGAAAUAUGGGUCAAUGAGUAUACUCGUACAUAAAUGAGUCGAAAGUAGGGAAAAUUAUAAUCACGUUGUGGGCUACCUCGUUGAGAACGAAUAUCGAUACCGAAACGUGUGGUGUUCGUACUUGAGCCAGUAACCUACGUAAAGCAGGCCGGUGUUGAUCGAAGAAGAAAUGAAGAGUAUCUAUUUCGAGAUAUUUUCAAUUCCAAACAAUUGUAAUGAUGAGUCGAAGAUGAAGAAUUCACUAUCACGAUCAAUGAUACGAAGCUAAAAUUGAAUUGAAAACAAAAGUUAUUGCACAGUUCCUUUUCAUCAAAAAAAUGAAGCAUUUAACGUGCUUGCGGUAUCUGAUAUAGUUUAGAAAUCCAUCAAGGUCAUCUUCAAGGUCUGGGAUUUUUUGAAAGGUGACCCAAUAUGGCGUUUGGAUUGAUCGAUUAUGUGGUGUUUGGCUCGAUGCUGUUUAUUUCUGCGGCUAUUGGGACGUUUUAUCGAUUCACUGGAGGGAAGCAAAAGACUGACGACGUUAGAAUACUUACUCGGAGACAGAAACCAGAAUCCAAUUUUGGUCGCUGUGUCGCUGAUGGCUAGCUUCAUGUCGUCUAUAUCGAUUCUAGGAGGAGAUGCUGAAGUAUUCAAUUAUGGAACCCAUUUUUACACUAUCAAUAUCGGAUGCCAGAUCGGUAUUUUAAUCGCUAUGGUUUGCUAUGUGCCGGUGUUCUUGAAAUUGGAAUCUGUUUCUAUGUAUCAGUAUUUGGAGUUGAGAUUCGGUAAAACCUUGAGAAUCGUGUCUAGUUCGGCAUUUAUCGUGCAAAUGAUCUUGUACAUGAGCAUCGUGCUGGUAGCUCCAAGUAUCGCUCUGCAGAUUAUUACGCAAAUGCCUUACGUGACGUGUAUCUUAAUCGUCGGAUUUGUGUGUACUUUUUAUUCGACGAUCGGAGGGAUCAAAGCGGUCAUUUUAACGGAUUUAUUUCAAGGAUCACUCAUGUUUAUUUCGUUAUUUUGCGUAUUUAUCACGGCUUAUCUUCACUUCGGCGGAUUUUCGAAAGUUUUUGAAAUCGCACGCGAUCACGGUAGACUAGAUUUUGGCAACUUUAGUUUUGAUCCCACGGUGAGACAUUCCUGGUUUUCAACUUUGGUUGGAGGUGCCAUCCAAGGUAUUACGUUAAAUGGUAUCAAUCAAACGCAGAUCCAAAGAUAUCGAACAUUGAAGAAUCGUAAAGCGGUGAAUAGAUCGAUUCUGUAUUUUGGUCCCAUCAUGAUCGCAUUGUCCUUGUGUACAAUGAUGACCGGACUUAUCGUAUUUGCGAGAUAUCACGAUUGCGAUCCUCAAAGAUCUGGCAAAAUCCUUAAGACUGAUCAAGUUCUUCCAUUAUAUGUAAUUGAUAACUUUGAACUGCCUGGACUGAGCGGAUUGUUUGUUGCUGGCAUAUUUUCAGCAGCUUUAAGUACCAUUUCUCCUUUGUUGAAUUCGUUGGCAGCUGUUACCGUAGAAGAUUAUUUCAAACCUAUCUACUUCAAAGUGAAAGGAAAACAAUUCAAGCAGAAGACCAGCAUAAUUUCUCAAAUACUUUCACUGACGUAUGGUUCCCUCUGCAUUAUAAUCGCUCUGCUAACAUUGAAUAUGAAAUCAAUGCUGACUGCGGCGAUUGUUGUUUUCAACGUGGUCGGUGGGCCUAUCUUGGGCAUGUUUUCGUUGGGCAUUUUUGUUCCUUUGGCUAACCAAUGGGGUACUUUGGUGGGAUUUAUAAGCGGCUUAAUAGUCACAUCUUGGAUCUCAAUAGGGCAGCCUCGGCCACCACCAGUUCCAUUACCAACUCGUGUAGAUGGAUGUCCAGCAGGGACUGUUUUACUUAAUCAAACUACGCCAAUAUUAGGACGAGAAAAUUACCCUUAUUUAUUCCGAAUUAGUUACCUGUUUUAUGGAGUGAUUGGAUUCUCAGUUACCUUUUUUUUAGGCAUCUUAUUUAGUCUGAUUUUUCGAUCAAAAAAUGAGAAAAAAAUCGAACCAGAGUUAUUGCACGAGCUCGUGGCCGGUUCUAUGGCCAACAAGAAAACCGAACUGAUUACUACUGACAAUACUGACGACGUAGAAUAAAUUAAGAAGAUGAAAGAAAAAUUCCAUAUGUACUCGUAUCUUGUAUUUUUCGUAUUUUCUUGUCAUUUUUUGUUCAAAUAAAUAUUUUUUUGAUUUUUUAAA
Molecule: messenger RNA, 2280 nt
Organism: Planococcus citri (citrus mealybug)
Lineage: Eukaryota; Metazoa; Arthropoda; Insecta; Hemiptera; Pseudococcidae
Product: putative sodium-dependent multivitamin transporter
Exons: 13
Coding region: 520-2178 (552 amino acids)
Biological process (GO): sodium ion transport; transmembrane transport
Cellular component (GO): membrane
Molecular function (GO): symporter activity
Source: RefSeq, a predicted model, not a curated record